This is a messenger RNA of Auxenochlorella protothecoides, 1524 nucleotides long. RefSeq lists its product as hypothetical. The record is from RefSeq and is a predicted model, not a curated record. NCBI's taxonomy places the organism in Eukaryota, Viridiplantae, Chlorophyta, Trebouxiophyceae, Chlorellales, Chlorellaceae. Bases 1 to 1524 code for a protein of 507 amino acids. The transcript has 4 exons.
AUGCGGCAGACCCUCUGGUACAGGGGGGGGGAGGGGAGUGGUGUCCCAGGCACCACCGCGGCCUGCCAGGAUGAGGUCCCCAGUGCCGCGGAAUGCUCGCAGGGCACCCUGGCGGGCGAUUCACACGGACGCGGUCCCGGCCUCCAGCCCCAGGAGGCGCGCUGCGACGCCCUCCUGCGCCAGCAGAGCGGCUCGAGCUACACCAGCGCGGCCUCCCAUGCCAGCGACCUGAGCGCUCCCGGCGACCCACUGCCCUCCCCGCCCACCGAGGCGAGCGAGGAGGAGGGCGACACCGGCCCGCAUGGGUGGAAGCACGUGCCCUUCACCGAGGCCGAGGCCUUGGCCACCGAGGCAGGGCUCAGGACACCGGACGCCGCGUGCGACGACUCCCGCAGCCUGCACUCCUCGGAGUCGGGCGCGUCGCUGCGCGGCGAGAGCCCCGCCCGCAGCGCCCGCCGCCGGCCGGAGCCGGCCAGGCGCCGGCCCGGGGCCCCCGCCGCCGCCCCGGGCCCGCCCCUGGCCAGCGUGCGGCGCCCGCGAGAGCCGGAGCCCUUCGCCUCGCCCUUUGCGCGCCCGGCCCCCGGCGCCUCAGCGCGCGGGCGUGAGCGGCAUGCCAGGGCCGGCGAAGGGGGGCGUGCCGCGCUGGCCGAGCCUCAGGCUGCCCCGGCGGAGCCGGGGCAGCCCUACACCCCCAGGCGGGCGGGGGGAACCCAUCCUGCCCGGCCCCCUUCCUGCAGCGGCAGCGACUCGCCCAGCACCAGCAUGAGCGAGUCAUCCAUGCGCAGCCCAGGCGAGGGAUGGGUGGAUUGGUUGUUUCUUGGGGUGAUGGGGGACUCGCUGCUGGAUGUGGGGCACAGGUCGGGGCGGUUGGGCCCGCGGGCCUGCCAAGCGGGGCCCUUCCGCGCCGUCAACCCGCUCGCGCUGCACAUCCCUUUCCCCCACCGUGGCGGGGACGGCGGCGGGGGCGGCUCACACCCCGUCCGCGCCGCCAGCAUGGGCUCGCUGCCGGCGCCGCACCGACGGCGCGCGAGCGUGGAGGCGCCGGCGCGGCGGGGCUCGUGGACGCAGGCGCCGGCGCGGCGGGGCUCGUGGACGCAGGGCCUGGCGCCUCCCUGCGCCUGGGUCCCCUGCGCCGUGCCCGAGGGCGCCCCCGACCUGGAGAGGUUCCUGCAGAGCUCCACGCCGGUGCUCCCCUUCCACGACGACGCCGAGCUGGCCGCCGCCAGCCUGGGGCACAUGACGGAGCGCGUGCCGCUGUGGGAGCAGGUGCGCAAGCUGCGCGUGCGGGAGGAAAGCGCGGUGUGGGGCGCGGCGCUGGCCGACCUGCACCCCUUCUCCUGGUUCGCGGUGGCCUGGUACCCGCUGUACAGCAUCCCCGACUCGCGCGCGCGCGCGCGCUUCCUCACCUUCCACUCGCUGGCGCCGCUGGACGGCGCCGACGCGCCACGCGCGUCCGGCCGCUUCCCCGCCUGCCCGGACUACCACUUCUUCGUGAGCAGGCGGGGCGCCGCCCAUGCCCACUGA